GAUAUAGCGAGGUAUAGCUUGGCUGUGACAAGGACGCUCAGCUGAGUAUAUUAGAUUCCAAUUCCGAAGAGAGCCAGCUGAAAAGGAAUCGCGCGCCCAACACGUGCGAAGAGCAGCCCACAUGGAGUUGUACGAUUUCAAGUCGGACGAGCGGCCCUUGAAGGCGCGCGAGUGGCUGAAAGGGAAAGGCCACUCGCUCAGCACCAAAAAAUUUUGGCUCCGGAGAUUUCCCAUCGUCGGCUGGCUGCAGUCCUACACGCUUUCCAUUGCCUCCCAUGAUUUGCUCGCAGGGGUGACAGUCGGCCUGGUCGAGUUACCCAAGUGCUUGGCCGCGGCAAUUUUAGCAGGACUGCCUCCGCAGUAUGGCUUAUACUCCAGUUUAAUCGGAUAUUUCGUCUAUCCUCUUCUGGGCACGUGCAAAUUCCUCAACUUUGGCCCAACGUUGGUGAUUUCUAUGUUGAUGAGCACUUACACCGAUAAAUAUGGCCCUGACGGGGUCGUGCUCAUCGCCUUCCUCGCAGGGGUGAUGAUCACCAUUCUAGCGCUUCUCCAACUCGCUCCACUCGUCGAGUUUAUUUCUUAUCCUGUUACAAGUGGCUUCAUGUCGGCUGGGGUGAUAACUAUUGUGUUAGGUCAGCUGGUAGCGAUGGUUGGAAUAAAAGGGUCAACCGUCAACGUGAUCAAAGCCAUUGAAACUUUCAUCAUUGGAAUCGACCAAUUUAACAUGUGGGACCUGGUUAUGGGUCUAGUGUGCGCUGUGAUCCUUCUGGGAAUUUGGCACCUUGGAGAAAUUACUGAGAAAGCGAUAAAUCGGACCAAAGAACCAACUGGUCGGCAAUUAUUCCUCAGGUACUUCUCGAUGGCUCGCAAUGCAAUUGUUCUGAUUGCCAGCAUCGUAUUUGUGGUUAUCAUGAUCACGACCACAGGCCAAUCCCCGGUGGGAACGCCAGAACAAAUUGAAGAGGGAUUUCCUCCUAUCCGUCCACCAACAUUCCAGCUCCAGAUAGGCGACGAAACACUGUCGUUCGCACAAACUUUGUCGGAACUUUCGGCGCCUCUUUUUGUCGUUCCUCUAAUCCUGCUGUUGGAGUUUGUUUCCGUUGCUAAGUCGUUUGCUGGAGGAAAAACGAUUGACACGACUCAGGAACUUCUGGCUCUUGGUCUCACUAACAUUCUCGGCUCAUUCGUGCAGUCAAUUCCUGUCUCCGCUUCAUUUGUCAGAUCAGCCGUGAAUGUCGCGUCUGGCGUAAAAACUCCAAUUAGCAAUCUCUACACCGGCGGGAUCAUGUUGGCCGUGCUCGGAGUGCUGGCCCAGUAUCUUUCCUACAUCCCCACGUCGACCCUAGCCGCGGUCAUUAUCACUUCGUUGUUACCUCUUUUUAAGAUACCUCAGGUUACAAUGGCCUGUUUCAGGAGCUCAAAAAGAGAUCUGAUCCCGAUGUAUACCACCUUCUUCGUCGGCUUGUUUGUCAAUUUGACUUUCGCAAUCUUGUUUGGCGUCCUUGUCGACCUGGUGUUUAUCCUUUAUCCGACGGCUAGACCAAAGCUCAUCAUAAAAUCGUGCAAGUUUCCAGACAUCGGAGAAGCACUUCUGGUAGUGCCAGAUAAGAACCUCAGUUACUCUAAUAUUGAGUUUACGAAGCAACACAUCAUAAAGAGCGCUGGAGUAACAAAAUCGGAUAUGAUCGUGGUUGACGGUUCCUUCGUCCACGUGCUUGAUACGACUUCGAUAAAGGCAUUGAAGGAAACAGUCGGAUUCUUUCAAUCAUCCCAGAAGAAAAUCUUAUUUAUGAGUUGGAGAAAUCACGUUAGAGAUCAGUUCGUCAAUUUUGACGACAACCAUUCAGACUUGUUCAUUCCGUCGGUCUCGUUUACUGAUAAGUACGACGUGCAUUUGGAAGAUCAAAACUCUCUUCAGGACAUUUAUUAGGGAUAAAUUGCAUCAAGAA
This is a messenger RNA of Cloeon dipterum, 1949 nucleotides long. RefSeq names its product sodium-independent sulfate anion transporter-like. Gene Ontology annotation, cellular component: plasma membrane. Gene Ontology annotation, biological process: transmembrane transport. Bases 122 to 1930 code for a protein of 602 amino acids. The transcript is spliced from 10 exons. The record is from RefSeq and is a predicted model, not a curated record. NCBI's taxonomy places the organism in Eukaryota, Metazoa, Arthropoda, Insecta, Ephemeroptera, Baetidae. Gene Ontology annotation, molecular function: sulfate transmembrane transporter activity.